Phoenix dactylifera (date palm) is the source of this 967-nucleotide messenger RNA. RefSeq lists its product as uncharacterized. NCBI's taxonomy places the organism in Eukaryota, Viridiplantae, Streptophyta, Magnoliopsida, Arecales, Arecaceae. The record is from RefSeq and is a predicted model, not a curated record.
AGUUUAACGAAGCCACGCCCAUCGCUCCUUUUGUCCUUCCCUCGACCCACCCCUCGCUCUCCCACUCUUUUAUAACCUCUCCCUACCUUCCUCCCACUCUCCAUCUCCACCUCACGAAGCGAGAACCAAAAAGCAAAAGAAAUACUUCCAUAGCUUCCUUCCAUCUUCUCACCAUGGACACCUCCUUCUCCCUCUCGUCCUCUUCAUCCUUCUCAUCAUCCCUCAACGCUUCCUCCAGCUUUUUUGGAUCGGAUGCCAACCCAUCCUUCCCCUACACCCCUUCUUCUCUAGCCGGCCGGCGGAGGGGGGGCGACCGGGAAACGCCCAGGUUCUUCUGCGAGUCCAUCUCCGCCGGCGCCGGCGCCGGCGGCCACCACUUCCUCGACGCCUGCUUUCUCUGCAAGAAGCCCAUCGCUGCCAACGGCGACAUCUUCAUGUACAGAGGGGAUGCGCCGUUUUGUAGCGAGGAGUGUAGGGAGGAGCAGAUGGAGAUGGAUGAGGCACUGGAGAAUAACCGCAAAAAAUUCUCCUCCUACUCUUCUUCUUCUUCUUCUUCUUCUUCUUCUUCUCUCAAGAACUCUUCUUCCUCGGUAUCGUCGACGAUAAAGCGCAAGCCAAGCCUCAUCAUCCGUCCAAACUCCCGCAACGUUCAUGCUGUGGUUGCUGGCUACUAGUAUAUAUAGUGUACUAGUAGAAUCAGAGAUGUAGAGAGAGAGCGGGAGAGAGCCCACAUUUUAAGGGCUUAAAGAAGAGUGCGUGGAGUCUUUCUGAAGGGGCCAAAGAGGCUUCUCCAACUAUUCGGAAAAAAAAAUAAAAUUAGAACAUGAGCUGGAGUUGUUCACGGAAUUACAUCCGAGGCUGAUGGAGGUUUUCUGAUGUAAAUUGUGCACCUGCAGGAGUUUUAAGUUGGGAUUGUCUUGAUGCCAAGAGAACGUUUGAGAAAAUGAAGUUUAAUUUUUGCUUGAAA